This is a messenger RNA of Thermothelomyces thermophilus ATCC 42464, 375 nucleotides long. RefSeq lists its product as uncharacterized. The record is from RefSeq and is a predicted model, not a curated record. NCBI's taxonomy places the organism in Eukaryota, Fungi, Ascomycota, Sordariomycetes, Sordariales, Chaetomiaceae. Bases 1 to 375 code for a protein of 124 amino acids. The transcript has a single exon.
AUGCGUCUCACCCUCGCCCUGGCCCUCCUGACCGCCACUCUCGGCCUCGCCAGCCCGGCGUCGGAGCAGGAACCCCCCCAAGUCCCCGCCUUCGCCCCCGUCCCCGUCGCGGCGGAGGCGCGCGACGACGUGUCCGAGUCCGAGUCCGGAUCCGGACCGACCAAGCGGGCGUGCUCGCACAACGGGUGCCGGUGCCUCAAGGGGGCACCGCAGGGCCAGUACUGCGGCAACUGCGUCAAGGUCGCGACGGGCGAAUGGGUCAUCACCAGGAAGCGGAACCUGCACCACGUGUACGAGUGCUCGCCCGGCGGCGACUGCUGCGACUACGGCGCGGCCGGCGACUACGGCACCAGCCACGCCCGCUGCGGGGCCUAA